Messenger RNA from Saccharomyces eubayanus, 606 nucleotides. RefSeq names its product N-acetylglucosaminyldiphosphodolichol N-acetylglucosaminyltransferase catalytic subunit ALG13 (gene ALG13). The transcript has a single exon. Bases 1 to 606 code for a protein of 201 amino acids. The record is from RefSeq and is a predicted model, not a curated record. Lineage: Eukaryota; Fungi; Ascomycota; Saccharomycetes; Saccharomycetales; Saccharomycetaceae. Gene Ontology annotation, cellular component: extrinsic component of endoplasmic reticulum membrane; UDP-N-acetylglucosamine transferase complex. Gene Ontology annotation, molecular function: hexosyltransferase activity. Gene Ontology annotation, biological process: dolichol-linked oligosaccharide biosynthetic process.
AUGGAGAAGAAGACCAUAUUUGUUACGUGCGGCGCAACAAUCCCGUUCCCAAAGCUCGUUUCGUGCGUGCUAAGUGAUGGAUUCACCCGAGAAUUAGUUGAGUAUGGAUUUGUGCGUCUUAUCAUUCAGUUUGGAAGGAACUUCGCCACUCGAUUCGACCAGCUGGUGCAAGAACGUGGGGGGAAAGUCGAGCGCACGGACAUCCGAAUCCCGGAUGACGAGUUCGGUUGCGAUGGCAAUGUAAGCCGAUACUCUCUGAUGGACGGAACACUAGAAGUGAUUGGGUUUGAUUUUUCGGCCAAAGUGCAAAAAAUCAUCAGCGAUUUCUCGGACCUGGUCAUAUCACACGCUGGAACAGGCUCGAUACUGGACUCUCUUCGGUUGAACAAGCCGCUGAUAAUCUGCGUCAAUGAUUCAUUGAUGGAUAACCAUCAACAGCAGAUCGCGGACAAGUUUGUGGCGUUGGGGUACGUGUGGUCUUGUGUGCCCACUGAGAUAAGUUUGACGGCCAGUUUGCGCGCAUCGCAAACCGAGAAGCUCAAACCCUUCCCCGUUUCCCAUAAUUCCGGAUUCGAGCGACUCCUAAACGACGUAGUAUAUAGCUAG